Messenger RNA from Kazachstania africana CBS 2517, 3684 nucleotides. It is a transcript of the gene UBP2, whose product is annotated as ubiquitin-specific protease UBP2. Bases 1 to 3684 code for a protein of 1227 amino acids. Lineage: Eukaryota; Fungi; Ascomycota; Saccharomycetes; Saccharomycetales; Saccharomycetaceae. Gene Ontology annotation, molecular function: proteasome binding; cysteine-type deubiquitinase activity. The transcript has a single exon. The record is from RefSeq and is a predicted model, not a curated record. Gene Ontology annotation, biological process: regulation of proteasomal protein catabolic process; proteasome-mediated ubiquitin-dependent protein catabolic process; protein deubiquitination.
AUGCUUCAGCAAGAUACGGAACAAUCUAUUGAGGCUCAUGCUGGGGAUUCAGAUGAACAAUCUGUCUCCUCCACGACAGCCGAUGAGAAAUCAUUGCCACCCAACGAUGACGGAAAACAGCUCCUAUAUCCAGCUGUUGGGCUAAAUUUACCAUUUAAAACACCUGAUAGGCUUAUCGAUGAUAUAGUUUAUGACUUGGCGUUUAUCAAUGACUCCGAUCUAUCAAGUGAAUUCAAAGGUAUACUAAAAUCAUCUCCACUGACAUAUUCUAAAAGGAGACAAGAGCUAAGACCUAGCUAUCACCUUGGUACCUUCAUUGAUCAAAUCACAUUGCAAACAAAAUAUGAAUAUGAAUCAAUCAGUUGUCCCGAUCAUAAUAGAAUAAACGUCUUUUUUGGUGUACUCAUCGAUUCAAAUAUGGAAAAUCCAACUUCAUUCGAUGCUGUUGCUGAAACGCCCAUCUAUCAUUUGAAAGUAACCGUAAAGACGAGAACAAAACUUGAGCAUUUGAAAAAACAUGUUGGUAUCUCUCAUUACCACUUAAUUACUGAACUGCAUCCAUUUGACAAACAGGAUCUUUUGACAUUUGAUGAAUCGGAUGAAAACCUUAUAGAUUUUGCUGCCUAUGUAUCUAGUGAUACAAAUAAGUUAAUUCUUAUUGAAAUAUUCAAACCUGAAUUUAGUAGUGAAGAGGAAAUUGAGAGUUUCAAGACAGAACAUAUAACUAGUAGGUACCAACUGGUCUGUGAGCAAUAUGACAGUUUGAACAGCGAUACUAUCCCCAGUCAAGUGGACUGUUUUCGUACGCUAUUCAGAGUCUUUAAAGGACCACUAGAUAGGAAAUCAGCUGAUUUAGACCCUAUCAAGACAAUAAAUGCUACUAACAAAGCUUUGAAUUCGCAUAUGGAUUCCAAGUGGUUAGUAUCAAAAUAUGGCUUCCAAGAAAAUAGUUUUCAAAAUCCAGAAGCUAAUGACCAAGGUUUAGAAUACGAACCCCCCGAUUUAAUUGAUCAUAAAAAUGAUUGGAAAAUUAGGAAAUUAAGAGAUUCCUACACUAGAAAAUGUCUUCAAUUGGCAUUUUGGGGUAAGUUGAGUAAUAAAUUAUUAUCAAAAGCAAACAUACAAAAAUAUGAGAAGUCAUACCGCUUUUUUAAUAAAAUGCAUACACACACAUCUACAACUGCCUUGUUCCAAAUUUUCAAUGACUCUGCAAGGAGGUUACAGCAAGAUGAUACAUCAGCUUCUCCACUUGAUAAUAAUUAUCAUUUCAUCAAUCUCAGCUCUUCGUAUUAUUACACAGAUAGAGAUAUUAUCCAAAAUUAUGAGACUUUAUGCAACAUCGAUACUAACAAUAAGGGCAUUUAUUUUGAUGCUUUAACUUACAUUGCAAAUACCAAAGGUUCUUACCAACUUAUAUCAUAUUGCGGCAAACAAGAUGUUGUGGGCCAAGAAGUUCUACAAAAUUCUCUACGGGUUUUGGGGUUGGAUGCCACUUCAGUAGACAUCAAAAGUUUAAACGAUUCACUGUUAUUUUCAAUCUACAAGCAAGAACAAAAUGCUAGUAGGGGCGACAUGCAACGUCUUACUGAGUUGAAGAGUGCUAUGAGAGUCAUGAUAAAACUCAUGAGAUCUAAAAAACUGCAAUUUUUUAUUGACCAUGAGCCUUAUCCAAAUGUCAUGGAUGCAUACAACUUGUUAGACAUUGAUGAAUCUGUGGAUGAUGAUAUAGUCCAAACUGCUUAUACCAUAAGAAUAAAUGAUUCUCCAGGACUUAAAAUGGAUUGUGAUAAAGCAUUAUACACUAUCGCAAUUCGUACCAGAAGUAUAACGCUUUUCAAUUUUCUUAUGGAGCAAUGCCCAGAUUUCAUAACGUAUUAUGGACCAGAUUGUCUAUCAUUCCAACAGGCACUUUCUCUCUUACAGGUUAAUGAAAAUGCCACAGAUGAAUUGGUUAUAAAGAUAUUUCAGCAACGGUGGGGCCAAAAAAUCCUCAAUGAGUAUGAUCAGCUAUUAAUUUUAAAAGCUGCUUUGACAAAAAUAGCUUCUGAAAAAAAUUCAAAGCUAAUAUCGUACUUUUUAGAGACAGGAGUGAUUGAUGCCAAUCUUUUACAACCGGAAAAUUGGCCUAUCGGGCUGAAUAAUAUUGGUAAUACCUGUUAUCUAAAUUCUCUUUUGCAAUAUUAUUUUUCUAUAGCACCUUUAAGAGAGUAUAUUCUGAACUAUAAAGGCUCUAUAUCUAAUUACGAAAUUGAUGAAACAAGUAAUAAGAGAAGAAUAGGUGGUAGAGAGGUGAGUGAGAACGAAGUUGAGAGAUCAAUACAGUUCAUGUAUCAACUUCGCGAUCUGUUUAACGAUAUGAUUUACAGUAAAUCUAGAUGCAUCACUCCAAAGCACGAACUUGCAUACCUGGCAUUUGCGCCAAGUAAUAUUGAGGUUGAAUUUGCAGCUUCGGAAGUGGAGCGAACUACUGUUGAUUUACCGUUUGACAAAGAAGGUGAUAUCGACUUGGUGGAUUUAAGUAACGACAAUUUAAAUACAACGAAUAACGCUCAGGAAGUUACCAGUGAUAUCAGUGUAGCCACUGAAGAUAAAGUUAUGACUAACACAUCCACAAAGACUGCUAAGAUUAGUUCUGAUCAACUUGAAAAUGCCUUAGAAAUGGGAAGACAACAGGAUGUUACGGAAUGUAUUGGAAAUGUCUUAUAUCAAAUGGAAAGUGCUUCCAAACCAAUUAAACUGGAUGAGGAUUUUGAGCAAUAUGAUUUAAUCAAAGAGUUAUUCUAUGGAAAGACAAAACAAGAAAUUGUUCCUUUAUCUGACAUUUCAAAGACAAGAACUAAGUAUGAGGGAUUUUCAUCUCUCCUUGUAAAUAUUAGUGAUCACCCACGAGACAUAUAUGAUGCAUUAGAAUCAUCUUUUGCAAGUGAAUUUUUGAAAAUGGACGAAUAUGGUGAUGUUCAAAGAACUGUUUCAAUUACAAACUUUCCAAAAAUAUUGCAAAUUCAAAUACAGAGAGUCUAUUACGACAGAGAAAGAUUCAUGCCAUUCAAAUCAAUAGAACCAUUACCCUUCAGCAAUACAAUUUAUAUGGAUAGAUAUGCUGCGCUUGACAAUGAAUUGCUACAAACGAAAAAAAAUGAAACCAAAGAAUUGAGAAAUAAGUUGAAAACCUUAAAAGCUAGACAGGUGGAAUUAUUGAAUAGGAAUGAAUUAGGACUAUCUAGAAAGGAAUCUUAUUUGGAAACUAUCAAUUUCUUAUCAGAUGAAGCCACUGUUACAUCACAGGGUCUAAGCGUACUAAAUAGGGGGCAGAUAAUUGAAAAAUUGAGAAAAGCCAUUAGUAACAUCGACAGCGAAUUGUCACAAAUCUAUGAUGAGAUAAAUCUAAUUGAAAAUAAAAUAGAUCACCAAUUUGAUGAAUUUAGAGACAUUGGCUAUUCGUUAUUUGCCGUUUUCAUACAUAGGGGGGAGGCAAGCUAUGGUCAUUACUGGGUGUACAUUAAAGAUCCUGAAAGAAGCGGAAUCUGGAGAAAAUAUAACGAUGAGACAGUUACAGAAGUCAAUGAAGAAGAAGUAUUCAAUUUUACCGAGGGUAAUACGGCGACACCAUAUUUUUUGGUGUUUGUUAAAGAUUACUACAAGGGAGACAUCGAGCCUCUAAAACGUAUAAUUGCCGAUGAUUAA